AUGAAUAAAGGAGUAGAGCUGACAUACCCGAGGAUUCUUACACUCUUAAAUGCUAUUGAUAUCUCAGGAAAUAAACUCCAAGGAGAGAUCCCUGAGUCUAUUGGUCUAGUGAAGAAUCUUAUUGUGCUCAAUCUGUCAAGCAAUAGUUUUAGUGGCAACAUCCCUUCAUCUUUGGUGAAUCUGACUAAGCUCGAGUCCCUAGACUUAUCAGAUAACAAGCUUUCAGGCCAAAUCCCACCUGCUCUCGGAGUCCUCACAAGUCUAUCCAAGAUUAUAGUUUCUCACAACCAGCUCAUAGGUCCGAUACCGCAAGGGACACAGUUUCAGACCCAAGAUGUAUCGUGUUUUGAAGAUAACCUUGGACUUUGUGGUCGUCCUCUCGGUAACAGUUGUGGAGACAAAGACAGAGAGAAAUCACAAGUACCAGAAUCAGAGGAAGAAGAAGAAGAAGAUGAAGAAGUACUGAGCUGGAUUGCAGCUGCCAUAGCCUUAACACCUGGAGUCAUCAGCGGAUUCACAAUUGGGCACAUUGUGAUUACACAAAAGCCUCACUGGCUCGUGAAGAUUUUUGGCGUUACGAGCUUAACAAUUCGAUUUGUUACUAAAUGGUGCAUUUAG
Molecule: messenger RNA, 618 nt
Organism: Microthlaspi erraticum
Lineage: Eukaryota; Viridiplantae; Streptophyta; Magnoliopsida; Brassicales; Brassicaceae
Source: the annotation of a GenBank genome assembly